AGCAUUUACCAAGACAAAAUUAGAUCUGAUGAUGUUGGGUCCACAAAGCCGGAGAGCUGAAGUGGAGCGCUUUUACCCCUUUAGGACUACCUCGGCCAAUUAAUAUGAUUUUAGUACGGGGUCUUAUCUUAGGCUGUUAUCGGCUAUUAGUGAUAACCUGGAAACUGACCUGUUGCCAUAAACAGCUGACCGAUUUUACCUAGGUAGAGAGAGCUAGAAAGAGGGCAUCAUCAAAAAAAGAAGAUGGUUCUCUGCAAUUUACACCUCAUUUCCCUCCGGAACGACGUAUCGCCAGCCCUAUUUCUGGGCAAGCUCCGCUGGAAUGGCAUCAAGCCUAUCGUUCAGGCACGACCCAUUCGUUGGAUGGUUCUCCCUACACAAUUAUCAGUUGGCCAUUUGAUCGGCCGCAACAUCCGCUGGGACCUCUUUUUGAUCCUAGAGGAGACCGAUCCAAUCCCCCACGAGGCGCAACUGGAUAUCGAUGGUAUCUGGAGCGUCUCCUGUGGAGUCUCUUCCAAAGCGCUUUCGGGUUACGCAGCCGCCAAUUCAAAACUCCUCUUCCCGCCGCCCGGCUCGGUCUCACCGCCGGAGCCACAAGAAAUCGAACCCUCAAAUUCCUCUCAAAACCUAGAAACGAGCCUCGAGUUAUGCGAGUGGAUCGGGGCACUGCCGGCCGAAAUAAGGGACCGUCCCGUUUCCAUGUUGAACCUGCUUGCAGUCAAUCCUGGAAAGAAAGACGAUUACAAAAAAUACAGAGACGCGUUCGUUACAAACGCGGGCACCAGACAUGGCGCGAAUAUCAAACUUGUUGGAAGAAUAGCGGGCGGCGCGGCGGCGGACGAUGGGUGGGACGAGAUUGCUUUCGUUCAUUACCCAUCAGUCUCUCACUUCGCGGCAAUGGCGGCGAGUAGAGAUUAUCAAGAGAUCAACCACGAGCAUCGACUUCCCUCGCUGAAGGAUACGUUUAUUUUAUGCGUUAUGGAGGUGGAUGACCAGGCGAAUAUCGUCGAUCCACGACAAACGAGGGAGAGGCUAUAAGGGUGUUAUGAGGGUUUAUGCGUGAUGGGUUGAUGAUGGGCAUCAAUGAUGGUGGGAUAUCUGAAUGUGCUUAUGUCUAUAAACACUCCAGCAUGAUGAACAUUUUGCACGAUAUCUGAGGCUCCCACAAACCGAUACCUACCUUAGAUACAUAAUCUCUAAGACUUAAUGUUAUUUCCUAUCGAUGUAUCUAUAUAUUAUUUGAUGACCUAAAAAGACUACGAGUAAUGCUAAUCUCCAACACCUGUCAGUGCCAGGUGUCUAGGCACACACAUCUAGGACCUCGGGAACUAACCAAGGCCGGUUGUUAGGCCCCGCAUAGCGUUUGUUUGCCACCAUCAAGCAAAAUCUAAAUAUUAC
This is a messenger RNA of Annulohypoxylon maeteangense, 1398 nucleotides long. RefSeq lists its product as uncharacterized. The transcript has a single exon. The coding region runs from base 244 to 1038 and encodes 264 amino acids. NCBI's taxonomy places the organism in Eukaryota, Fungi, Ascomycota, Sordariomycetes, Xylariales, Hypoxylaceae. The record is from RefSeq and is a predicted model, not a curated record.